CAACAGGUCCUCCUCCAUCGUACAUGUUUUACCACCGCCUCGUUUGUCUGAAGUGUCAAACACACAAUUGAAGUCAAUUAAUUAAUCGCGCCCACAACCAUCCAUCCAAAUCCAAACCCGAGGAUUCCGAGACCUGAAAAUGGACGGAGCUCCGACGACGAGCGGGAGCGCAGGAGGAGGGGGAGGCGGUCCGGCGCCAUUUCUGAUGAAGACAUACGACAUGGUGGACGACUCGACGACGGACGAGAUCGUGUCGUAGCCAGAACAGACGAGCUUCGUGGUGUGGAACCCGCCCGAGUUUGCCCGGGUCCUCCUCCCAGCCUUUUUCAAUCACAACAACUUCUCCAGCUUCAUCCGCCAGCUCAACACCUAUGGAUUUCGAAAGAUUGAUCCUGAGAGAUGGGAGUUUGCUAAUGAAGAAUUUGUGAAAGAUCAAAAGCAUCUUCUUAAAAAUAUCCACCGCAGAAAACCUAUUCACAGCCACAGUCACCCUCAAGGUUCUGCGGUCGAUCCAGACAGAGCAGCUCUUGAUGAAGCGAUAGAGAAGCUUUCACAAGAGAAAGCUGCACUUGAAGCAAAUGCUUUAAGGUCCAAACAGCAGUGGUCAGCAGCAAAGUUUCAGUUCGAAGACCUGAAGCAACGAGUGGAUAACAUGGAGCAGAGGCAGAAUAAUUUGCUGACCACAUUAAAAAAGGCUUUUGAGAACCCUACUUUUGCUGAAAUUCUUGCUCGGAAAAUUGAAUCUAUGGAUUUCUCAGCAUAUAAUAAAAAAAGACGACUGCCUCAAGUUGAUCAUUCACCGCCAGUUGCGGAAAAUAGUUUUCUGGAUAACCACAGCAGUUCUAGAACUGAGUUUGGGAAUGUUUUUCACCAAGAUUUCUCAAAUAAGCUGAGAUUGGAAUUAUCACCAGCUGUUUCAGACAUUAACAUGGUUUCACGCAGCACACAGAGUUCCAAUGAAGAUGGAGCAAGUCCAAAGAGGAAACUAUCUGAAGGAGAACCAAAAUGUGCGCAGAUGCGAACUGAAGGUUUUGUAUUUCCACUUGAAACAUUAGAGCUUUCAGAUACAGGAGCAUCUUUUACACUUAAAAUAGAUUCAACUGCGUCUCAAAAAAGCCCAAUGUUCCACCCCUUGCAGCCAAGUUUGACCUCUAAUGAGGAAGGUGAUGGUAAUAUUUCGUGCCAUUUAAAUCUUACUCUGGCCUCUUCUCCAAUGCAAGUCAACAGAAGUCCUUAUUCGGCUAGGAUGCCCCAAGUAGCUGAGGAAAUUGGCAAAUCCCCAGAUUCAAGGACUGGUGCCAAUGUUAAAGAAUCUGAAACGAUAGCUUUUCCAAUGAGUAGAAAUCCGGCUGAUGACACGACUUUAUCUUCCUCUCAAAGGGCUCCAAAUAACAUUCAAGAGCCUGCAGCUGCUCCAGUUAGAGUAAAUGAUGUAUUUUGGGAACAGUUCCUAACUGAAAGACCAGGUUGUUCGGAAAAUGAAGAGGCCAUUUCUACAUAUAGGGCCAACCCAUACGAAGAGCAAGAUGAUGGAAGGUCAGGCCUUGGAAUUUCCAGAAAUGCCAAGAACAUGGAGCAGCUCACUCUUUGAAGCAUCAAUGUUGCUGAAGUCUACUUCUGUUCUUCCAAUGCUUUGUAAGAUCACAUUUGAUAGUUAAGUGAUUCAAAACUUGCCCUGCUAUUGGUUUGAAUAAGUUGAUGCGGAAAUGCCACAAGUUCUUGGUCGCUGCUGAUUAUUAUUAUUAUUAUUCAUGGUAGUGCCAUUGUCCCUGAAAAGUCUACAUUAACAGUGUGGCAUUGAUGCGUAAAAUGUAAUAACGAAAUAAUAUUUGGUGUAUAAUACAGAUUUGCUACUUUUUGAAAUGCUAGGCAAUAGCUGAUUCUUCAUCUGA
Corylus avellana is the source of this 1892-nucleotide messenger RNA. NCBI's taxonomy places the organism in Eukaryota, Viridiplantae, Streptophyta, Magnoliopsida, Fagales, Betulaceae. The record is from RefSeq and is a predicted model, not a curated record.